AUGAUCGUUAACGGUGCAUCUGAUACUGUUUUAUGCCGUUGUUUUCCGAAUUAUUUAGACGGUUCUGCACUUAAUUGGCUUUGUGGUUUACCUGCAGGUUCAAUCUCACGAUUCCAACAGCUGGCCAAGCUAUUUGAGGACCACUUCGCCGGAUCUGCAAUUUAUCUGCAUACAAUCAAGCAGGGCCAAAACGAGAGCUUGAAAGACUAUAUGACUCACUUCACGAAAGUCGCUAUCAGCAUACCCGACCUCCAUCCUGAGGUCCAUCUACACGCCAUCAAAAGCGGACUCCGACCUGGGAAGUUCCAAGAGACCAUCGCGGUUGCCAAGCCAAAAAUCCUUGCCGGGUUCCGCGAGAAAGCCAAAGGCCAAAUUGAUAUUGAGGAGCUCAGACAAGCUCGGAAGUCCGACAAAACAUAUUAUAGAGACAAAGAUAAGGCGCAGAACAGUAAGAAAAAUUUUAAACUAACCCCUCGAUUUGAUUCUUACACGCAGUUCAAUACCAAGCGAGAGGACAUUAUCAAAGAGAUCCUGAACUCAAAGCUGAUCAAGCCACCAAGGAAGGCCAGUACUUACCAAGAUACUAAGAACGUGGACAAGUCUAAAUACUGUGCUUUUCACCAGAAGCACGGCCACACUACUGAUGACUGUGUGGUGGCAAAAGACCUCUUGGAAGUUGGAACGGUUAGCUCGGCAAGGCCACCUUGA
Arachis ipaensis is the source of this 708-nucleotide messenger RNA. RefSeq lists its product as uncharacterized. Lineage: Eukaryota; Viridiplantae; Streptophyta; Magnoliopsida; Fabales; Fabaceae. The record is from RefSeq and is a predicted model, not a curated record.